This is a messenger RNA of Ostertagia ostertagi, 1014 nucleotides long. NCBI's taxonomy places the organism in Eukaryota, Metazoa, Nematoda, Chromadorea, Rhabditida, Trichostrongylidae. The record is from the annotation of a GenBank genome assembly.
AUGCUUCUUCCGACGAACAAGCCCACGACAGCGCUGAUUCUUCGUAGCCGAAUGAAACGUCGGUACCUCCUCAUCGAUUGGCUAUGGCGUAAAAUGGCUUUUCUUAAGCGGAAAAAAGUCAAGUUCAGCGUCGACUUGCAGGUAUGCAAUUUGAGCGAUGUGCCACUGGUAAACGCGGUCCUGUUCGCAAAGAUACGACUGUUAGAAGGAGGCACGUUUGAUGAUUGUACUGAGCGUGUUGAGGUGGUUCGCAACAGUUGUUCAUGGUCUCAUCGCUCGAAUUUCUGUUGUCGAAUAACGUCGGAUCCAACCUCUGGCAUAUUGGAAAGAUGUUUAUGUCGGAUUUCCAUCAGAAAAGAACAGAAAGGAGGCAAAUCUUUUCUGAAGCUCGGAUUUGUCGAUAUUAAUCUUUCUGAAUUCGCUGGGAGUGGUGUCGAGGGUAUGACACGUUCCUAUCUAUUAGACGGCUACGGGUUACAUCAACGGCAGGAUAACUCGAAAGUUCAGAUUAAGAUCACAAUGACACAUCAAAGCGCUGAUCCAUUCUUUAGAGUGCCUUUUAUCGGUGGAGCUGACACGAUUGAAGACAGCUCAUUAAAUCCAUAUCUAAAAGCAUCAGAUGUAGAAGAGGACGAGGAUGAAGAUAUAGCCGGUUCAUUUGUGAAAUUGCGAGCGCAAGCAAAUACCGAUGCCCCCGAGUGUAGCUCGAUGGCCGGAUCGUGCUCGGUACCCGACGAGUGUGCCUCGAUGUCGUCAGAUAAUCGGAGAAAUGCACCAUCGACGUUGCGGAGACUCAGCCAGGACAGAUCUAGUGCACCACGAAUUCAGAGCACAAGGAUUGACGCAGGCGGUGUGAUAGACCGCAUGCUUGCCGAAACUCGAUGGCCAGCGAGGGGAGAAGCAAGUGCGUCAGAAGAAGGUUUAGCGUUAUACGUGGAUCAAGAUGGCGCGGCCAGUAUAGAUCCACAAGGAGCAGGCUUUCAAAAGGUUACCCUUGCCGAUACUAGUUCAUAG